Girardinichthys multiradiatus is the source of this 1374-nucleotide messenger RNA. RefSeq names its product cysteine three histidine 1 (gene cth1). The record is from RefSeq and is a predicted model, not a curated record. NCBI's taxonomy places the organism in Eukaryota, Metazoa, Chordata, Actinopteri, Cyprinodontiformes, Goodeidae. Gene Ontology annotation, molecular function: metal ion binding; mRNA binding. The transcript is spliced from 2 exons. The coding region runs from base 90 to 1088 and encodes 332 amino acids.
GUUCUUUGCUUGUGACCAGCAUAGUCCAAGUCUUUAUGCUGUUGUGAAAAGAACUUAAGAGGUUUUUUUGUUUUUCAGGAGAUGUUUGUAUGUUGAUGAUCUGUACUGCCCUACUGUUGCCAAUCACAAGUAACUCCCUGUUUGCUGUCAUGGUUGAGAAUAGUUGCGAUGACCUGUUCCUGCAAUCAUCUCAAGAUGAACUGGUGGACAAGCUGUUGUGCAGUGAGGACUCGGAAGUUGCUGGUGAAACUGGUUUCUCCCUGGCCAAAGCCUUGCUUCCCCUGGUGGAACCCUCCUCUCCUCCUCUUGUCCCCUGGGUCUGCUCCACCCGCUACAAGACAGAGCUGUGCACCAGCUAUGCAGCCACUGGUUCCUGUAAAUACGCUGAACGCUGCCAGUUUGCUCAUGGCCUCCAUGAGCUCCACGUGCCUUUCCGCCACCCCAAGUACAAGACUGAACUUUGCCGCAACUACCACACCACAGGCUACUGCUUCUACGGAGGCCGCUGCCUGUUUGUCCACAACCCCACUGAGUUGCGGCAGAUCCUACGCCACCGCAAGAACAUCCCCUGUCGCAGGUUCCUCGCCAAUGGAUUCUGUCCCUUUGGCAAACGCUGCAAUUUCCUGCAUGUUGAGGAUGGGGAGCUGGAGAGCCGCUCUUCAACUGCUGCAGCGCACCCUGGCUUGUCUAAUUGUACUGCCCAGAUCCAAACACAGCAUAAGGAGUUGAGGUCUCAAAGACCUGUGUGUCACACCUUCAAGUCUUUUGGUUUCUGCAUCUAUGGCACAAGCUGUCACUUUCAGCAUGGGCUCCCCAGCACAAUAAAGACCCCUGACCUAAACCAUGGAGGAUACCUGUCUUCCCAGCCAUCCCCAGGCACUGCAGAUUUACCUUCAACCUUAUCAAACUGUUCAACAUCCCCUUCAUCAGCCUCCCCUCUUCCAACCCCUUCCCCAGAGGCAAUGGUCCACAAUGCUUUCACCUUCUCCAGCCAGCACCUGAGUGACCUCCUGCUGCCCCUGGCCCUCCAUCUACAGCAACUGGAGAGUGCCAAGGGCCAGGAGAUCUGGGACAACAGGGCAGUCUGAUUUAAUCUAGUCCAAUUUGCAUGAGCAGUGGAAGCAUUUUUGUGUAUAUAUAUAUUUUUAUAUUUCCUUUUUAAAGGUGGCUGUCUGUGUACAUGUCCCUUAGUUUUUUUUUGUUUUUUUUUAACAGCAGUUGUUGGACUUGUUCAGCAGGUCAAAGAUGGAACUGUUUAGAGUUUCUCUGAACAGUUAGUCUUCCACCCGAGUGUAAUUUAACUUUUUAACUGUUGUGCACUACCAAUGAGCUGCAUUAAUGAACUGUUGUAAAUUAAAACACAUUUUUAAACAA